Messenger RNA from Culicoides brevitarsis, 6247 nucleotides. RefSeq names its product transmembrane protein 132E (gene dtn). The record is from RefSeq and is a predicted model, not a curated record. The transcript is spliced from 14 exons. Bases 1115 to 5209 code for a protein of 1364 amino acids. Lineage: Eukaryota; Metazoa; Arthropoda; Insecta; Diptera; Ceratopogonidae.
UGAGUGAACACACACAGAAGACAACUCUUCGGAUUUUUGUUUGUUCUUUCUAGAGAAAAAGCAAAGAAAUCUGACAGAAGGAGAGAAUUCCAUCAAAAAAGAAUUAAUUUUCAACCGAUUUUCGGUAAAAUUGAAUGAAAAAUCGCGAAAAAAUGUGAAAAAAAUUAAAAUUGUGAAAACCUACGAAAAAUAAUUCAAAGAAAAAUGUAAAGAAGACGAAGGAUAACGCAAUAUUGUAUCGUAGAUUAAAAAAAAAUUCGUGAAAAAAAUAAAAAUAAAUAAAAAAUUGGUAUUUAGUGCGUGUACUUUUGCACGUCAAAGGUGCAUAAGUGUUACAAAUAAUUCAGAAUAAUUAAUAAAAAUUGCAACAACAACAACAAAUCGUCGUGCCGUGUCGGUCGUGUGAAUUCCUUCAUUCACAAUACUCGUAAAAAAAGUAGCAGAAACAACAAAACAGACGACGACGACUUCCGACGAAGUAAUUUCGCGCGGUCGAUUCACCUCAUUAUUCAACUAUCAAUUAUUAUUCGAGUGAAAAACGAGGAAAUUUUUUUUUCUUUAUUUUUCGUUCGUUCUGAUAAAAUUAUUCAACGAAAAAUUUCCAAACACAACCAAAAACGUUCUUCUUCUUGAUAUAAAGAGAGAGAGUGAAAGAAAAAAAAAUCAAUAAUAAAACAAAAAAAGUUGUGUGGUUCCUCGUAUAUCGCCCGCUUGUAUAUCUCUCUAUAGGCGAGGUACCAUCGAAAAAAAAAAUAAAAGGAGCGUAGAGUGGAGGAAAUAAAAAUAUAUACAUGUAGAAGACCGUCGUCGACGACGACGAAAACGACGAAGAACCAACAAUAACAUCAACAUAAAAUUUAUAUUUGUGUGCUUCUUACUUAUGCUCCAUACUAUUAAGGCUAUAAUGUCAUUAUAUUUUGUGCUGGUACAUGUUUAGAAAUUCAAUAAUAAGUAAAAUAAUAGAAGAAAAAGUUUCGCAGAGCAAAAAAAAAAAUAAAUAAAUUAAUACAAAUUAAAAAAAAAAUAAAAUAAAAAAAAAAUAUAUGAAAAAUAGUGAAUGAGAAGAGAAUUGUAGUCAACAACCACAACCAUAUAUAAAUAAUACAUAACCAACAUGGAUAAAUGGAUUGUAUUAUUAGCAAUUUUAGGAGUUACGGCAUCCGUGGAAGUUCAUUUCGAGACGCCCGACAGCGGAUUUUUCCUGAAACACACUCCACGAUCGCCGGCAUCCUCAUUGCAGCUGGAUCCCUCACAGAAAGUCAGCAUCUCAACCUCAUCAUCAUCCGCGUCAUCAAGUAGAAAUCAAGAAUCUAUUUUAAGCUUAGAUAAAUUCACAGUCGUUCAAACGGCGCAACCUGUCUCGAUCCGUGCCAGUUACGGACCCUUUUCGACAAAACAAACAGUUCCCGCGCGCUACAUAGUGCCGGAUGUCGUCACAGAUGGCGCUGCUGACAGCGAUCAGUCUGUAUCGACAACAACGACAAAUACGACAGCAGCGCUUCUCGAUUUGCAACAAUCGAAUGUGCAUUUGGAUAUUUCGGCGCAUCUUGUGCGUCAAACAAUUCCUCGCGAUUCCCCAGUUUUGCGAGUUUUAUUCCAUGCGGGCGCAGAUCCCGGCGGACAUGUGCAACGCCAAAAAGUUUGCGUUUUAUUGCAUGUGUCGAUGAGUAAUAGAGCUCCGUUGAAAGGGCGUUGCAUGCCCGAAGGCGAAGAUGGCGUUUGUGUUGCCGAAGUUAUUAUUCCGUCAAAUUGGUGGCCCCCAAUUCCCGCCCCUGUGAACACAGUCGACGGAAAAUCGCCACAAAAAACGCCUCAGCGAGUUGUGCAAGUUUCGUAUAGUGUUUUUGAGCCGCCCAUGAAGAACCCGGAAUUGUGCGAGCCCAAAGUUCAAAUUCAACCAUUAACAACAUUUGCUAAGGUACCUCUUGUGCAAGCCGAAACCGCAUACAAGGAACUACGAGCUGAUGAUCUAUUAACUAUGUUGGUCCCGCAUCAUCCCUUGUAUCCAUUAUCGAAAAUUCAUGUACCUGUUUUCUUACAACUCCAACCGGAACAGAAUAUUGCCGUUUUCAUUGUGAGAGCUCGCGUGAAAGCUGGCAUGCGGAUUUUGGGAGCGACAGCCUCAUCUGACGAAUGGAAUAUUUCAAUCGAGAAGGAAAAUCCAAAACAUACGGUAGCACGUGUAACAGCUUUCCGGAAGGACCGUGACCCAGAUAGCGUGCCGAGAGACAUUGAAGAGACACAGACAAACAAGAUCAUUGAAGUAUUUUCAUGGUUGAUUGAGGUAGCCAAUGACACGAAAGAGCAUUUCGAUAGUGGGCGCAUUGUGUGGUCAGUUAGUUAUGUACAUGACGGGCCAAAAUUGAAGGAAAAUCCAGAAAUAGGCGAGAAACGAGAACAUGAAGAGCCACGCAAGAAACUCAUUGCGAAGGUUGACAUUCAGAAGGAUGAUAUUCAAGCUGUUUUGCCCAUUUCGAAGAAUUGGGAACUAAUGAACACCGCAGUCCUCACAGGACGUCAAGUUUCGCAAGCAAUGAAAGUCUUCAUUGUCUCCCAAGCCGGCAAAAUCGCUGACGUAACCUUACAAAGUAGCUGCUAUGCCGACGACGAAAGUGUCGUAAAGGUCUCUUCUUCAUGCAGUUCUGUCUAUGUCGAUGGCUCCGAAGGUCGAGGCUCUUCAAACGCUACAAUUGUUGUCAAGUAUGGAACUUACAGCGGUUUAGCCAAAUUCAUCGUUUGGAUGCCCGAAUUCCCAUUGGAAGUUUCUGUCGCUGAUUUCCGCUUGUCUCAAAUCAAAGGAUGGCGCGUGCCUGACGAGCACAAUAAUGUGAAUGGAAAACUUCGAAGAAAACGCGCUUACAGCUUAAGUCAUCAUAGCGAAGAUUACAACAGCGAUCGUGGAAGUUGCAAAGCUCGAUAUCAACAAAGCCCGGUAGAGGUUUAUGCGAGAUUUUUAGCUGUUGAUCAAGAUUCGGGUCGUGUUAGUUACCUCAUCUCCCGUCGCACAGCUUUGCGAGUAACCGAUCUCGUUCAACCUUUAUUCCGUGUCGCAGAUCCUAAAAUCGCCACGUUACGAGGUCGCAUGUUGCAAGGCAAAUCUCCGGGUCGAACUGACAUCCAAGUUCUCUCUCCAAUCACAGGACGAGUAAUUGGCACAAAAGAAAUCCGCGUCAGUACCGACAAAGUUCAGAUCAAAAGAUUGCACGUUCGAGUUGUUUCGGGACUUCAACUUACCAUAACGCCAGAUACGGCGAUCGAGAAUGGAUAUAUCGCGGAAACGACUGUCACUCGUAAACUCACGGCCCAAUAUCAAGAAGGAUUGAUGGAUAUCGACAUUGAGUUCGAUGAUGGAUCUCGUUCGCCAUUACGUGACAUUUCCGUCGAUGAUUACUUUUUGUUAGUUGAGAGUUUGGAUACAGAGGUCGUUGCUUUCGCGCCAAUGUUGGCGUCGCAUCAUCCACGUGUAAUCGCUGUGGGACAAGGACACGGAGAUUUAUUGAGAGUUACGUUACUUUUACCUGAAGAAUGUCGUUCACGUCGAAAUAUCCCACUUUUGAAGCCAAAUAAUGGCGGGAAAAAUUCAGCAUCGGGUCCAACGCUCGCAACAGCUCUUGCUUCAGUCGAAGUUGAUUUUGGAGGUUCUGACACGAGCAAAUCAGAUCAUUCUCGACCUGAUACUGUGCAAAAUGACGGCACUUCAAGAGGUUAUCGCGGCAGAGAUUUGGGAGAUUUGGCUGAUAUUUUGAUUGGAAUCCCGCUAAAAGAUGCAAGUCAUCAUGAGCCAACAGUUCAAGCAAGGCAACAUCGAGGCAUGACAGCUUUGGAUACGCUCAAUGGAAUGGUUUCGCACAAAAGUUCAGUUCAUUCUGACAUGACGACCAUCGAGAUUGGCAUGUAUGUGCUUUUGGCGGCUUUUUGUUUGGCAAUUGCAGUUUUUGUGGUUUCGUGCGUUGUGUAUGCGUCGAAAUUCAAGCCUGUGCCGAUUGAAGCUGUCAAUGGCGAUGAUGGGGAAAGAGAUGUUUUGGGACUUGGCGUGUUGCGAGAGAUGAAGAAAGGAAGAGAUUCGACGCAAAAUGCUCAUGAUUGGGUUUGGUUGGGUAGAAAUACGGUAGAUCGUAAUAGCAUGGCGGUUGAUGCGAUGAACGGAAAUAUGUGGGAAAAUGCAAGAGACUCCCGAAUUCGUAUCACAAGUAACCCAAUGAUGUAUGCGAAUGCAGAGGCAAUGCAAGUUAACAGCUUCGAGACGCCUCAACGACAGUACAGACAUUAUCCAAUGGUCAACAGUAUCGACUCGGCAACAUAUUGCAAGAAAGAUAGAUUCAUGAAUGGACAAAGUUUAGGAGCUCCGCCAUUGCCGCCCCAUGGAGUGCCGAUAAUCAAACCACAAAGACCUGAUUAUCGUCCUCCGGUUCCGCCACACAGAAAUAUCGGCGUAACGGCAAACAUUGGACAACCGAUUGUUGGAAAUGGAGAACAGCAGGAAUUCAUCGUUCCGCGUCGUCCCCCAAAGCAUCAUUUGCGCCAAGGCAGUAACGGCAUCAUAAAUCCCUUCUUCGCUGCCGUCAAUCCCGUUCCAAGUACGAGUCAACAACAACCGCAGCCUGCGUCGGCAUCGCAUCGCAUCCCGCAACAACAUGCCGCGACCUCAGGUCUCUUCAGCAACAAUCCACCGCAGUAUCUGAUACAGGCGCACGAGUUGCAACGCAACGGCAAAAGUCCCAAAUCGCCGCGUCGCCUAAACUUAAUGAGCUUCGAGGGUGUCGAACUUGUGCAUCACAAUGCGAAUCGCGAACUCCAUCAAGCCGAAAAGUUGGUAGAAACUGCGAAUAAUUUCCAGUUUGACACGAUGACACCAAAGAAGCCACAAACGCUCGACUUGGAGCCGAAAAAUGGCGACGAGGAACGCAAAGAAGACGAAAGUGCGGAAAAAUUAUCCGCAUCGCCGCUUCACAUCUCCGAAAAUGACGACGAAGAUGCGAAAAAUAAGACUUUGGAGUCGAGCAGCGACGAUAACGGAGGAUUUGUGACACCGCCCGGCAUGCCACGCACGAAUCGCGUCAAGCGAGCAACUGUCGUCGGCAACCCGAUGUUCUCCAAUACGCCAGAUAGCGAGAUUGGACCCGGAGAAAGUCUCGGCUUGGAUGAUCUCGACAUGGAUUACGAACAAAUUAUGCAUUAUUUUGACAAUUUAAAGGAAUCUAACGCUUGAGUGCAAGAGAUCAUUUCAAAGAUACGCGAAAUUUUGUCAUCUUUCGAGCAGCAAUACCGUAACGUAGCUCUUAGACCUGCGUCGCCCGCUAACUCGACAAUUCCACACAUUGACGAUCCAAAUUUCUUUUAUUUUUUCGAAAAUUUAAGUGAAUCUUAUGCAUAAUAAGAGAACCAGGUGUCAUAAAAAAGCAACAAAUCGAAUCAAAUUGAAUUGAAUUAUUAUAGUUUUUACCUGAAUUCGUCAUAAAAAUUUGUGCGUUCAUAUCGUGCUGGAAUCGCGUGAGCCUUUGAAGUGAUCAGAAAAAUUACAAAAAAAUCUUGAAUGAAAAAAAAAAUAAUUAAAUUUGAAUUAAAUGAAAUAAACAUAUUCUGCUUUGGAACAAUCAUGAUACUCUGCUUUGUUAACACACGCUUGUUUGAGAAGAAGAAACGCUUCCAAGAUGAAAUUUUUUCCAGCACCCCCAAUUUUUUGACGCACGUUAAUUGAGAAAUCCCCCUUUUGUAGUUAGUUAGUUUUAUCAAGACGCCUCAAAAGUCGAAGAAUGAAAUUCACAACCACCUCAGUAAUUUAAGGCUGCCAUUUUUUGAAUAGUUUUCACUCCAAUUUCUUAAUUAAAAAUUUAACUUUUUCUCAAAAAAAAAAAUCUUAUUCUAUAAAAAAAAAUCUAUUGCAGCCUCUAAUAUUAAUCGAUAAGCUAGAAAAAAAAAAGAAUGAAGCAAAGUUCUAUAUCAUCAAAUCUAGUCAUAAAACGCAUAUUAUUAACGUUAAUCAAUUAAUUAUUAACUAUUAUUUACCUAAAUAUAUAAGAAAAAAAGUAAAAAAGGAGAAAAUAGUGUUAUUCAAGCUUAAAAUAUAUAAAUAUAAUUAAUAAAAUAAUAUUAAUAAAAAAUAAGAAAAAAACAUCCCGAGAUGAAGAACUCCAAAAAAAAUAGUUAAUAGGUGAUUUCUACGAUGACACAAAACACACAAACAGGGAAAUAUCCACCAAAAAACUCUUCUUCAUGCGAAAUGCACAACAUGUUUGUGACAUCAUUU